AUGCCGCUCCAGGUUGUUGCUGUCGUGAAGGGCAACUCAGAGGAACAGCUGGUUCGAAAAAAAAGAGAGUGGAUUCUCCCCCCAAGACCACUGAUGGAAAAUAAGGACUACACAGGCCUUGAGUAUAUCGCCAAGAUUCGAUCUGAUUUUGAGAGUCAGAUGCCUAUUGAAUACUCUCUCGAAGGCAUUGGGGCAAACCUGUUUCCGUUCCAUGUGUUUACAGUGGAUCAAACCAAUGGAUACAUCAAAGUGAGCAAAAUUCUUGACAGGGAGGAAAUCGACACCUACAAUCUGUUUGGUAUUGCUAAAACCACUGGUGGUGAAGAAAAGGAAAAGAAGAUUGGCAUACGAAUCGAGGUUCUAGAUGAGAAUGACAAUCCUCCAGUUUUUGGAAUCAUCAACCAAGGGGAGGUAAAGGAGCUUAGUGAAAAAGAUACAUUUGUAAUGAAGAUAAAUGCAACUGAUCGUGAUAAAGAAGGGACUGAUAACUCUAAGAUCGCCUUCAGCAUCCUCAGUCAGAGUCCAUCUGAUGACAUGUUCUACGUCACCCCAGAUGGGAGCGUCUGGGUCAAACAGUCUAACCUGGACAGAGAGAAAGGAAGUCAGUACACUCUGACAGUGAUCGGUAAAGACUUAAAUGGCAAACCAGGAGGAUAUACUGGUACAGGAACUGUUACCAUAAAUGUAUUAGAUGUGAAUGACAACCAUCCCACCCUGGAACUCGAGCAGUACGAGGGCAGUGUUGAAGAGAACACAGAGGGUGUGGAGGUGAUGAGAAUCAAAGCAUCAGACCUGGAUGUGGAGGCAAUAAACCGUGAAGCUGUCUAUGAGAUUGUGAAAGGCAAUGAAGGAGGGUACUUCAGCUUUAAAACAGACUCCAAAACCAACGAGGGUAUCCUAAUGCUGGACAAGGCUGUGGAUUAUGAGAAUGUGAAGAACCUUGAUCUUGGAAUAUCAGUGAAAAACAAAGUUGCACAUUAUGCCGGAGCUACAACUGUCACCGGCGGUCUUGAAGGCAGUAGUGAAGGCAGUGCCAAAUUAAAAACCUAUCCACUCAAAAUCAAUGUGAUAAAUAUAGCUGAGGGUGCAGCUUUUGAUCCCAAAGUCAAGUCUAUUCCCAUCGUAGAGGGAGGCCACUCCAUCAAGGUCAAUGAUAUAAUCGCCCGCUACAAUGCAAUAGAUUUAGACACUGGGAAACUAGCUGAAAAUGUCAGGUAUGCCAAGGGUUCAGACCCUGACAACUGGCUCAUCAUUGAUCCAGUGACAGCUGAGAUCAAACUGAAUAAGUUGCCUGACAGAGAAUCUCCAUACCUCCUCAAUGGGACAUAUAUGGCUAAAGUUCUGUGCAUAAGUGAAGAAGUGCCUGGUAGAACAGCCACCGGCACUGUGGCGAUCCAGGUGGAAGAUUUUAACGACAAUUGCCCCACCGUCACCAGCAACUUCAAGACGAUGUGUACCACAGCUGAUUCUGUUAUUGCCAACGCUGAAGAUAAGGAUGCAUUUCCAAACGGAGCCCCCUUUUCCUUUAAAAUCAUCAAAGAAGGAACCAAGGGUGAAUGGCAGGUCGAACAACUUAAUGAAACUGCAGCUGUCCUAAGGGCUCAGGGUACAGUGUGGCCGGGUGUCUAUCAGGUUGCAUUUGAUGUGAAGGAUGCACAGGGAGUGGCCUGUUCAGAGCCACAGAAAGUGGAUGUUCAAGUGUGUACCUGUGAGGAUGGAGUGGAAUGUGGAACACGAUUGGGUCUCAUCGGCAAACAAUCAGCGUUAGGACCUGCUGGCAUUGGGCUGCUCCUCCUGGGCCUGCUGCUGUUACUACUCAUUCCUCUCUUGCUGCUGGUCUGCAAUUGCGGAGCUGCAGGAAUUCCUGGCGGCUUCACAGACAUGCCUUUUGACACAAAGUCGCAUCUCAUUAACUACCACACUGAGGGCCAGGGAGAGAGCACGGCUGUACCACUGAUAACCAUGCCAACGCAACCGGAUGGAGGCAUGGUCAUAGUUAAGGAGAAAGAAAGACAGUCACAAUCGGCAGGUUUGGGUUUCCAUCAACCUGUCAUCAACAUUGACAGGAUGACUGGAGCCGCCUAUGGAGAAGGACAUUACAGAGACAGCACAUGGGAGAUGAUGAACGCGCAUGGCAAUGGCUUCUACUCUACUGAGAUGGAGCACAGAGAAUCUGGAGUAGGUGGAGGAGUUUAUGAGGGCAUGGCCCUGCCAGAUCACCUUCUUCUACAAUACUACACUCAGAAACUGGCCAGUGGAAAUGAGAAUCUUGCAGUGGAAGACGGUGUCUUGGUCCAUGACUAUGAGGGCAAAGGCUCUCUUGCUGGCUCAGUGGGCUGCUGCAGCCUAUUGGAGUCUGACAACGACCUGCAGUUCCUGGAUGACCUUGGGCCAAAGUUCAAGACCCUGGCUGAGGUGUGUGGUGGCAAGAAGAUUCAAACUGAAGUCAAACCAGUGUUCAUACCUCCCCCUCGUCCUGCCAUCAACACUCAGAGCUCAGUGUCAAGUGUGGUGACCACCCAACAGCUGCCUCCUCUACCCCAGCCACAGCUGACCAUCCCCCAAACAGAGCGCACUGUCAUCAAGGAGACAGUGAAGGAAAGCACAGUGAGAGAAGGGAUGACCACAGUGAAGGAAGGGAUGGUGAAUCAAGGCCAGAUGGUCAUGCUACAGCAACAACAACAGCCAGCAGUCUACUACACCGCAGCCCCUAUGAUGCAGCCGAUGCACUACAUAGUCCAGCCGCAGGUCCAGAACACUGUGCUGCUGGCUGAGGCACCAGCCACCAACAUGCAGGGCAUGGUCCUAGUUAAUAGCGGUCAGACUGUACCUGCUCAAGGCAUGAUUGUCCAGGGGCAGACCAUGAUGUCUACUGCACAAGCCCAGAGCCCAGGCAUGGUGCUGGUAGGGGGGAGUGGGAUCCAGGGAGGCGGUGCCAAUCUGAUCCAAACCGGCAUCCCCUCUGGCUCCCAGACCAUGAUGGUUGUGCAGGGCAAAGUCCCUGCAGGGUCGAUGAAAGUGCUGAAGGGGGGCCAGACCAGUCUUGUGCAGGGGGGCACUCUGCAGUUAGGGGGAUUCUCAGGAUCUCAGAGAGUCGGCGAAAGCAGCACAUCAGCUGGCACUCAGAUCAGCUCAACUACCACCACUGUGAGCACAACCCCCACAUACACCAAACUAGUGACGCAGGAGAUUAGAGAAAUACCCUGAUUGAGACUUUGUCAGUGAUGCCAGUGAAACUGUUUCUCUAGCAGGGUCCAGCUGGUGAUGGGAUGCUUGUGGGAUUCAGGUCAUGCAUAUUUGUAAAUAGAGAGGCAGGGCAGGUAUCCCACUCUCCUGUACUGUUAGCUUUAACAGAUUGAACUAUUCUGUACAUAGUCAGUACUCCAACCGGGAAAAUAGAUCAAUCAGACUUGGAAAAAAGAAAAAGAAAAAGUAUCAAUGGUAAGCUUCCUGUCUAAAACUCUUCAAGCUGAACUAUGUGGUGUCCAACCCUGCCCCACCUCUCUACUGCUUCGCACUUUGCUUAGGAGUUUGGCUCUGCACUAAAGGAAACCCCCCUUCUCCCAACAUUUUGAGGAUGCACUACAUUUGUUUUAUAGAGAUAUUAUUUUAAUUUACUUUUGUACUUCUAGCUAUUGAACUCCCUGGACCACUAAUUGUAUCUCUUAAAAUUCCUCUAAUAUUCCUUAUGGCUAUGACAGACAAACUAUUUCAUCAUUGUAAACCAAUUCCAGAGUCUGUGUUGGAACCAUGAGCAACACGUAGAACAUAACUUUUCAAUUUCAACAAUUGCUACGUCAUGCACUGCGUUUUAAGGUUGAUAUAUGUAAGAUGAUAGAAUGAAAACUCCAUUGAGUCAGGAAAGGUAAAUCCACCAAUCAAUCAAUCUUCAAAUCACAACAAACAUGAUCUCAAGACGCUUUUAGAAACAUAGCGGGUCUAGACCAAUCUAUGUUAAAUUAUUAACAAAGACCAAACAUCAAGACAGGAUAAGA
Molecule: messenger RNA, 3995 nt
Organism: Notolabrus celidotus (New Zealand spotty)
Lineage: Eukaryota; Metazoa; Chordata; Actinopteri; Labriformes; Labridae
Product: desmoglein-2-like
Exons: 14
Coding region: 1-3207 (1068 amino acids)
Biological process (GO): homophilic cell-cell adhesion
Cellular component (GO): plasma membrane; desmosome
Molecular function (GO): calcium ion binding
Source: RefSeq, a predicted model, not a curated record